Chlorocebus sabaeus (green monkey) is the source of this 3322-nucleotide messenger RNA. It is a transcript of the gene ZNF696, whose product is annotated as zinc finger protein 696. Gene Ontology annotation, biological process: regulation of transcription by RNA polymerase II. NCBI's taxonomy places the organism in Eukaryota, Metazoa, Chordata, Mammalia, Primates, Cercopithecidae. Gene Ontology annotation, molecular function: DNA-binding transcription factor activity, RNA polymerase II-specific. Gene Ontology annotation, cellular component: nucleus. The record is from RefSeq and is a predicted model, not a curated record.
CAAAGUGCUGGGAUUACAGGAGUGAGCCACCGCGCCGGGUCAAGUGUUUCACUUUUUGUUUUACAACAGCUUCUAAUUUGUUACAAAUAAACGUGCAGCAUGUGGUGGGAGUGUUCAGGUGUUUACUGGUGCAGUGCGCAGGGAACGCGGUUCCAGGCGCGAGAUGUGGAGGCCCAGAGGCAGAAGCCCCGUGGCAGCAGCGCGCGCAGGCGCGCAGGGGACUGUCGGAGGAGCAGGCGGGGACCUGGGCUCCCAGGGCUGUGCCCUCCCCCGCCCCAGGUCCAGUUCCAGGGGCGCGUCUGGCCCUUUGUUGCUGUCUUAUUAGGGUUCUUUCAUGGGGGUCGGUUCUUAAUUCUUUCUUUUCUCCCGAGAGAGGGUCUGUCUACUUGUUGUAAGAGGGAAGAGUCCACACCGCAGCAGUACACUUUGCACACAUGAUGAAAAGAGUCACUUUUGCAGCAUUCCAGCUGGAGAUGCGUGACCUUCAGUCUGCGGCGGGCGGCAGGGCGAGAGGCUUGGACAGGAGGUGCAUCUUGCCCGGGGAAGGCUGAACGAAUGAGAGCUCGGUCCCUGGUGAGAAAGACCCCAGAGCAUGCGAGAGGCGGGCAGCAAAGGCUUCUCUGCAGCGGAGACGCGAGGGCGGCGACCUGCAGGGAGGCGGGGGCAGCGCCUGGGGCGCUCCAAGCUCUCGACCCCAAGGAAGCCCACGCUCGGGACCCGCGUGCUGCCACAGCCCCGGGGGCCUGGAGGGGCCCGUGCGCCGAGCGGAGGACCCGGGACAAGCGCGGGGCGCCGCGGGGAACGGAAGGGAACGCGCGUGGUCUCCCCACCGCCGGCCUUCCACGCCUCCUGACACGUACUGCGGGCGCCCGGGUACGGUCCUCAGUUGGUUCGAGCCGAAUCCCGGCGCGCCAACGGCUCGACCUUGCCCGCCACGAGGCGGGGCUUCCUGCCCGACAGGAAGGACUCUGCUGGCGCCUGCGGGCAACCGUAGAGCUGAAGGCGCCGCGGCUGGGCCGUCCCGCUCUCCGGGGCCGCCGAGCGCACUGUCCUCCCGCGGCCCAGAGCGUCACCGGAAGUGCCUGGGGGGCGGGCCAGAAGUGGGGACUGCGGCGCUUCCGGCGCGCGGCGGGGCGGGGACCGUAGCGAAUGCAGUCCAGCUGUCCUGGAUGCCGCGGCGCCGGCUAUUCUUGCUCUGGCGUCGAUUCGGGAGGGUCAGGGAGCGGCGGAGGGAACGGGGCUGGCACCGCCGUCCUGGCCGGCGCGUCCUGCACUCCCCUUGCAGCGCAGGCCCCAGCCGCUCUCGGGCGCGGCGUGGAGGAGGCGGCCCUGCAGGUGCAUUCCCGGGGUGCCCACGCAUGCGGGGCUUCCUGUGAGCUGAGUUCCCCCCGCGCGUCUUCAGGCCUUUGUAAGUUGUCAAAUUUCCCACCGGCCCAGCUCAUCGAGCCUCCUCCCAGCUGUGAACAGGAGAGCCUGUUACCUACUUCUUGCCGAAAUUGUUCUGACUGCUGGCGUUCUGCAAGGUGGAGCCAGGAGGAGAGCCCCCAGGUGCCAAGGAGAGCAGUACCCUGAUGGAGGCCCUUGCAGUUGUGAAGGCUGCUUUCCUGGCGCAGGCCCCAAGUGGCAGCGGAUCAGCCGAGGUGCAGGCAGCUCGGAGUACGGAGCCUGCACCAGAGCCAGGCGCUCCCGAGGGAGAGGGCCACAGAGGGGGGCCUCCCCGGGCGCUGGGGUCUCUUGGCCUUUGUGAAAACGAGGAAACCAGAGAGAGGCCCAGAGGUUCCCCUCGAGGUCCGGUCAUUUCUGAGAAAACUGGAGGACAGAGUGGCCGCGAGUCAGACGUCCCUCUGAACUUAGGCCCCGGAGCGGAGGGCAGGGGCGGCUGGAAGGGGCGGCCUUUCCCGUGCAGCGCCUGUGGCCGCAGCUUCAAGUGCUCCUCGGACGCCGCGAAGCACCGGAGCAUCCACUCCGGGGAGAAGCCGUACGAGUGCAGCGACUGCGGGAAGGCCUUCAUCCACAGCUCGCACGUGGUCCGACACCAGCGGGCGCACAGCGGGGAGAGGCCCUAUGCGUGUGCCGAGUGCGGCAAGGCCUUCAGCCAGAGCUUCAACCUCCUCCGGCACCAGCGCGUGCACACGGGCGAGAAGCCCUACGCGUGUGCCGACUGUGGCAAGGCUUUCGGCCAGAGGUCGGACGCCGCCAAGCACCGCCGCACCCACACCGGGGAGAGGCUGUACGCGUGCGGCGAGUGCGGGAAGCGCUUCCUGCACAGCUCGAACGUGGUCCGGCACCGGCGGACCCACCACGGGGAGAACCCGUACGAGUGCCAGGAGUGCGGCCAGGCCUUCAGCCAGAGCUCCAACCUCCUCCAGCACCAGCGCGUGCACACGGGGGAGCGGCCCUUCGCCUGCCAGGACUGCGGCCGCGCCUUCAGCCGCAGCUCCUUCCUCCUCGAGCACCGCCGCAUCCACACCGGGGAGAAGCCCCACGAGUGCGUCCACUGCGGGCGCGCGUUCCGGGCGCUGUCGGGCUUCUUCCGGCACCAGCGGCUCCACACGGGCGAGAAGCCGUUCCGCUGCACCGAGUGCGGCCGCGCCUUUCGCCUGAGCUUCCACCUCAUCCAGCACCAGCGGGUGCACGGCGCGGAGUGAGCCGGGGCUGCCGCUGAAGAGAUGCCAGAGGCCUGGUGGGCGUAAGGCCGAGGUCGGGUGAGUCCUGUCCGCACCAUGCACGGUGAGGAAGUAACAACCGGCUGCUCGCCUGGUUCUCGGGCUGCAGAAGCCUCGCCCAGCCUGCAUCUGCCUUGGCUCAGGAGCAGUCAGGAGAGACAGGGCUCGGCGAAGGUGAGCGCUGCCCAUGGGAGGCGAUUCCCAGAGGCGGGGAGGUCUCAGGGGUCUGUCCCAGGCCGGCCGCCCGCUGCUGAGAUGCCUCCCCUCCCGCGGUCAGCUGCAGCGAAGGUCUCAUCUCCUGCUGGGGUGUAGUGGCCGGUGAUUGAAUGAGUCAUUCCUAGGCAGCCAGGCCUCCAUCAAAACCCUGCAUGAGACGAGGGGCUGAGGGUCUCGAGCUUCAGGUUGGUGAAGGCGGGGGCAGUUAGGAAGGGGGCCUCGCGCCCUCGCCCCGUACCUUGCUGGCGAGCAGUUCAUCCAUAUCUUUCAACGCUUUUCACAGCUGGUUGCUAUGGUCCUGAGUUCUGUGUGCUUAGAAAAUUAUGGAACUUGGCCGGGCGCGGUGGCUCCUGCUUGUAAUCCCAGCACUGCAGGAGGCCGAGGCGGGUGGAUCACGCAGUCAAGAGAUCGAGACCAUCCUGACCAACAUGGUGAAACCC